This is a messenger RNA of Micropterus dolomieu (smallmouth bass), 4415 nucleotides long. RefSeq lists its product as uncharacterized. The record is from RefSeq and is a predicted model, not a curated record. Lineage: Eukaryota; Metazoa; Chordata; Actinopteri; Centrarchiformes; Centrarchidae. The transcript has 11 exons. The coding region runs from base 308 to 1507 and encodes 399 amino acids.
UCGAUAAAAACUUCUUGUCACUUUUAUCUUCAAUUCCUCUUCGGGAGCUUUAACACCUUUUGUUUUCUAGAGAAAUAUACACUACAUAGCAAAAAGGGGGAACUAGAGAUUACCAGCAGCCCCCCUCCUCUUCUCAGGCGCAUAAUAUCCUCUUGUGGACCCAAUCAGCCUCUGUUUUUAUGUUAUCUCUUUGGUUUUAGUGUGGCAUACACACACACGCAGUGGGGAUGAUUGUCUGGGCAGAUGGUGCUCAGUGUGUGGACUAGAAGCUGAGACCAGGCGGAGAGGGACAGACUCGUCGUCCAUCAUGGGAUGCUGCAGUGUGACCCAGAGGCAUACUGGAGUGGACGAGGUUGGCCCUGAUGAGAUAGAGCUCCUGGAACUCUCUGGAGACAAUUUAGGGGUGUGGAGUCUGGGAGAAACCAGGCUUCAACUUUCAGUAAGGACCAGCAGAGAUGAGCAGCAGCAGCAGCAGCAGCAGCAGCAGCAACCGCCCCCGCGCUACCCUUCAAUACGACGUCUGGAACAAGAGGUGAUGCUGUGGGGCAGGAGCAAAGACGAGUUGCACCACAGGAUUUACUCCCAGCAGCCAAUAAGGGAGUGGGAGGGCCAACCAGCCCACAUGUAUGGAGAGAUAAUCCAUUCCUCUCUGAUGCCUCUCUACGACAGCUACACACAGGAAACCAGUGAACACUUCCUGGUGUUGUUCUCUUCUCAACUGCUUAUCCUCUCCCUGGACCACUCUCGACAAGACUUCAUUUAUGAGGGCAUCCUUCCCCUUUCUGGACUUUCUUUACGAGCCGUCUCCCUGGACCCUGACACGUCACAUUCACCACACAUGUUUGAAAUCAGCAGUCCAAUGGUGGACUCCAAGGUCUUCAUAUGUCCCAGUGCUGCAGAGUUACAGAAAUGGAUGCAGCUCAUAGAAGACAGGAGAUACCAGUCACUGACACAACCCAUGACUCCCUCCCACGGCACUCUCUCCUAUCUUCUACCCUGUGAUGAGCUCUGGAAAAGAGAAGAACUGAAAAAAUACUUACUACGAGCUCCGAUAUGGCAGUGGGAGGGCUCGCCGAUACAGCACAUGGGAGAGCCGGGAUACAUAUCUAUCGUCCAUAUCAUCACACAGAGACAGGGACUCCAAGAAAGACUGAUGGUCCUUUUUCCUCAAGACGUCCUGCUACUCUCAGUUGACAACAAUCGACUGAAUCUAAGAUAUGAGGGCAGGUUGGCUCGAAACAGCAUCAAAGCAGUGGAGCGGUCAGCCUUGCCUGGACGGCUGGAGUUUGAGCUGAUCGGUGAGCUGGUGGAAACCCUGCAGGUCUCUUGUGUCUGUCUGGAGGAUUAUCGGAACUGGAUGUUUCAAUUACAACAGCCAGACAGAAACAGCCAUGUUAUUGGGUGUCACGCUGGACCUCCAGUCAUGCCAAAGCUGCAGAGGAGCAGGAAGGAGUCCCAGGAACCGAUCAUAACAGCCGACCAAUGUCAUAUCAAUGGACGCAGCUGACUCAUUAGAAUGUGGAAAAUUCACUGUUAUUAUAAAUCUAAAAUAAAAUGUGUAGAUAGUAUAUUUGAAUUUAAACACUUUGUUUAUCCCCGAGGGGCAAUUGCAAAGACCUAGGUUUUGAACAAUUCACAUUGAGAAACAUCAUAAUAAACAACCUAAUAAUAACUAAACGUUACCAUUAUAGUUCAAUAUAGAAUUAAAGCCUUCUAAUUUGCAGACGGAUGAGGUAACAGUCCAAUGUUGAAAGCAAUUUAUAAGUCACUGAUUGAGUGUGUGUGUGUGUGCGUGAGUAUUUGCUGGGGAGCGAAAUAGGUAGUGAUCGGGGUAAGAAGGGUUUCAGGGAUGGUUGAGAGUUGAGGAGCUGAACGGCACAAAGGUUGCUCUUCUCCUCUGAGUUCUGCAGCCUGGACAGUGCAGCCGACGUCCUGAGGGAAGCCACUCAAAUGAAGGGAACAGAACAUGUGAAGGGUCCUGUACGAUCCUUCCAGCUAACCUCAGCAUCUGCUGCUCACAUAUGGUGGAGAGGGCUCUGACAGGGAAUCCAAUCAUCUUGGAGCAGACUUUGACUGAGCUUUGCAGGCAGUUUCUGCUUUGCAGACUGAUGGAGUAGAAUCAGCAUGAAAAGGAGAAUGUCAUAACGCUCUCAAUGAAGGAGUAGUAGAAAGUUUUGAGGAUGUACUUGCUAACCCUAAAUGAGUUGAGCUUCCUCAGGAGAAAUUGCCGCUGCUGGCACGUCCUAAGGAUCUCCUCAGUGUUUCAAAUUUCAUAAGAUUGUCGAACAUUGUGCCCAAGUACUUCUACUCACCAACAAUUUCUGCAUUCUUCUCGUGAAUAGUGUUGCAGUCCGCCACGGCCAGUUCGCUCUUCUUGGUGGAAGAGGUCACUACCAUCUCCUUGUUCUUGUUUACAUCAAGUUCCAGGCAGGAUUUAUCACACCAUUCCACAAACUCAUGAAGAGCUGGGGCAUGGUGCUGUAGGGAGCCUGAAAGCAAAGAUAGAAGAACUGUAUCGUCAGCGAACUUGAGCAAGUGAGACUUGGCUGGGGGACCUACAAUCAUCGGUGUAAAGAAUGAAGAAGUGAAAGGAUACAGCCUUGAGGGGAACCAGUUGAUGUGUACAGGACAUCAGAUAAAUUGCCACUGACCAGGACUCUGUGACCUGUUCGUAAGAAAGUCCAUUAUCCACAAAAUGAGUUGGUUGUCUAGGUGAAAAUGAGUAGAGAGUUUCUCAUCCAUAAUAUGUGGCAGCAAGGUGUUAAAUGUCGAGGGGAAAUCUGCAAACAGAGAUCUGGCUGAAGUGUUGGGAGAUUCCAGAUUCAUGUGGAUAGAGUCUGUAAUAAAUACCUUCACCCACCCCUCUAUCUGUGUGGUUGGCAAACUGAAGUGGGUCCAUCUGAGAGUCUGUUGCCUUGAUAAUAUGAUUUUUGAUGACCCUCUCCUUAGCUUUCAUUACCAAAGAGGGGAGAGCCACAGGCCUGAGGUCACUGAUGAUUUUAAUAGUACCUUUUUUUUGGUAUGGGAUUAACUAUGGAGUCCUUCCACAGCUGAGGGAUUGUGCCAUCAUCCAAGGAUCUCUGGAACAACACCUGUAUGACGCGUCGCAGCUGCUCGGCACAGUACCUCAGGGUACUACCACUGAUGUUAUCUGGGCCAGUUGCUGUGUUGAUUUUUGUCUUCUUGAGGGCUCUCACCACAUUGUUUGUGUUAAUGGUGAGGGAGGAGUCGCCAGGUUUGAAUUUGGAGAUGGCCUCAAUGAGCUGAAUGCUGUUAUCUGUCUCAAAUCUAGUGAAAAAGGAAUUGAGGUCAUUAGGGAAUAAUGCUGGGCUGCUGCCUGCAACGUGAUGUUGCUUGCAGGAAGUGGGUGCAGUAUUCACAGCUACCAUGUUCUUGAUGCCUUGCCAAGCUGUGCGGGUGUUCUCUUUCGUAAAUGAAUGUUCAACCUUGUCUUUUUUUAAUUUAGCAAUUUUGAUGGCUUGCUUAACUUCUCUAUUGACCUUCUUUUUUUUCAGUUUCAGAGCCAGAGAAGAACCCUCUCUUUUUCUUGUUCAGUAUUUCCUUGAUGCUUUCCAAGGUUUACUGUUGAGAGAGAUAGUAACUUUUUCGAUGGGGAUGAUUAUUGUCCACACAAGAGGAGAUAUAUAAUGAGACCGUGUCCACUUGCUCAUUAAUGUUGCUGAAUGGAGCUAUAAGGUUUUUCCUGUCCAUAGCUUCAAAGCAUGACCCUGUAGCCUGUUAGUGCUUUCAUCAGUCCACUGUUGAAUAGUUUUAAUUACCUAAUUAGACCUCAGUACAACCGGCAAGUAAGCUGGUGCAAGCAAAAGUGAGGGUGUCAGCUGAAUCAAGAGGUGGUAGGGCAACAGAUUUAUAUGGCUCUGGAACUAGGCCGCAGCAUUUAUCCAGUAUCUUCCCCCAGCGGGUUGUGCAGGUGACUUAUUGGUGAAAUUUAUAUUUUUUUAAACUGUAUCAACUGAAUAGUGGUUAAAAUCAAAAUGAUCUAUGGCUGUGGCUGCAUUCACUCUAGGAUGAAUAUAAACCAGGAUAAAAAAGAGUGCUGUGGGAGUUCCCUAAGAGGUAGAUAUUAGUUUUAUAUAUGAUUGUGCCACAAAAUGGAGAUAUAGCAGUGAACAGGUUCUGAAAUGUUCUCACCUUAAGUCUGAUAUAUUUGGGUGAUUUUGUCACUCUGAGGGACUGAGAAGAUACUUAUAGUUCUCUUUCAUGUGGGAGCAAACAGAAACAAGGUCAUGACCCAGUUUAAGUCCAUACCACAGCUGAAUAAAUGUUAGAGUUAGAGACUGUAGAGCUGUAAAAGUUACUAAAGAAAAUAGAUCUAAACAUACUGUACAUAUUUAACUUUGAUGUUUUUACCAUGCAAUAUUUUGACUUUUUCACAAUAAACUGUUUAAAAACUC